This is a messenger RNA of Cannabis sativa, 3843 nucleotides long. RefSeq lists its product as uncharacterized. The transcript is spliced from 3 exons. Bases 1 to 3843 code for a protein of 1280 amino acids. The record is from RefSeq and is a predicted model, not a curated record. Lineage: Eukaryota; Viridiplantae; Streptophyta; Magnoliopsida; Rosales; Cannabaceae. Gene Ontology annotation, molecular function: nucleic acid binding; RNA-DNA hybrid ribonuclease activity.
AUGAGUACCAUUAGUUGGAAUUGUCGUGGGCUUGGGAACCCACGGGCCCAACAAUUCCUUGAAGACAUUUGUGUCCAAAAGAAACCCAAGUUUUUGUUUUUAAGUGAGACUUUAUGUAAAAAAGAAAUUGUGGAGAGGGUGAAAGUCCGUUUGGGCUUUGAAUGCUCUUUUGCUGUUGAUGUUGUUGGUAGGAAAGGAGUGCUUGCAUUCUUUUGGAAAAAUUCUUCUGAAGCCCAUUUACUUGGUUAUUCUCAAAACCAUAUAGAUGUUGAAGUGAAGAUUUCUGGCCGAGAACCAUGGCGUCUUUCUGGUAUUUACGGAGAACCCAACCGAGCUCAUCGCGAUCGAACUUGGACCUUCAUUCGUGCACUUCAUGCUGAAUCCACUUUACCGUGGUGCCUUAUUGGUGAUUUAAUAACAUUACCAGUAACACUGAUAAAAAAGGGGGUCGGCCUUAUUCAUCUGCUCUUAUUUCUGGUUUUCAAGCUGCAAUCAAUGACUGCCAUCUCUUGGAUUUGGACUUGCAAGGGUACCCAUCACUCUCCUAUUUUUCUUGAGCCUGAAUCCUUAAAUUCCCAUGCCACUGCUUAUCAUUUUCGUUAUGAAAAUGCUUGGAGCCGUGAACCUUUAUGUGCUCAAAUUGUUGGGAAUUACUGGGAGCAACAUGGGCAGCAAAACAUUGUUGAUAAAAUAAAAGGCUGUAGUCACCAUUUGGCAGCUUGGGGCCGAACUCUUACAGGAAAUUUUAAGGUGCGAUUAUCUCAAAGUAAACAGAAAAUGGUUGUGUUAAAGAAUUCAGAAGAUGAGUUUGAUGCUGAAACUUUUGUGGAGGAAAAGAACAAUUAUUUUGAAAUUUUGGCUCAGCAAGAAUUAUACUGGAAACAACGAUCCAAACAACAUUGGCUACAUUCGGGUGAUAAAAACAAUAAAUAUUUUCAUGCUGUAGCUAGUGCCCGAAAGAGAUCAAACAAGAUUCAAUAUCUGCAAGAUGAAAAUGGCAGCUGGAGGACUUGGGGUACUGGUAUUGACAAUCUUAUACUUGAUUAUUUCUCUGCUCUUUAUACAACUAAUUCAAGUUCUUGGUCUCAUGUUAUUGGCAACGUUCGUAAUUCUAUCACUGCAUCUCAUAAUGAAGAACUGCUUCAGCCCAUUGGUGAUGAUGAAGUCAAAAAUGCCUUAUUUCAAAUGCACCCUGAUAAAGCCCCUGGCCCAGACGGCAUGGGACCUGGCUUCUUUCAACAUCAUUGGAGUAUUGUUGGGGCUGAUAUUAUUAAUCUGGUCAAAGAAUUUUUCUCAACUAGUGUCUUGCCUUGUAGUAUAAAUGACACAAAUCUCUGCUUGAUUCCUAAGAAGAAAAAUUUCUCUACCAUGAAUGAGCUUCGCCCUAUUGCCCUUUGUAAUGUUAUCUACAAGAUCAUUUCUAAGGUCCUUGCUAAUAGAAUGAGGGGGUUCAUUGAUCAAAUAAUUUCGGAUACACAAAGCGCCUUUAUUCCAGGAAGGCUUAUCUCGGAUAAUGUCAUGGUUGCUUUUGAAAUUAUGCACUAUCUCAAACGUAGAAGGACCAACAAGAAAGGUUUCAUGGCACUUAAAUUGGAUAUGAGUAAGGCAUAUGAUCGAGUUGAAUGGGGAUUUCUUAGUGCAAUUAUGUCUCGAAUGGGGUUUUCAGAAAAGUGGGUUGAUCUUAUCAUGACUUGUGUCUCUUCUGUCCAAUACAAGAUUGUUCAUGGAGGUCAUAGCCUUGGACCUAUUACUCCCUCGAGAGGGAUCCGACAAGGCGAUCCUUUGUCUACCUAUCUCUUCAUUAUCUGUGCAGAGGGGCUGUCUUCCUUAAUCCAACAAUUCGAAACAAGAAGAGUUAUCCAAGGAUGUCGUGUGGCUCAACGAGCACCUGCGAUUACUCAUAUGUUUUUUGCCGACGACAGUUAUCUUUUCUGCCAAGCAACAAGUGGUGCUGCUGAUGGUGUUCGUUCUCUUUUACAGAUGUUUGAAGUUGCCUCCGGCCAGAAGGUAAAUUGCUCUAAAUCUUCAAUAUUUUUCAGCCCCAAUACUGAAUUAUCAACCCGAACACAAAUAUGUUCAAUUUUCAAUAUGGCUGAAGCUACUGAAGGAAGUCUCUACCUUGGUCUCCCCAAUAUUAUUGGUCGAAAUAAAAAGAUUAUUCUUGGCUUCAUCAAAAACAAAGUAAUAUCUCGCAUCAAUAGCUGGGAAGGGAAGUUUCUAUCUCGGGCUGGUAAAGAGAUACUCAUCAAAACUGUUCUCCAAUCUCUACCUACUUAUGCAAUGAGUGUCUUUCUCCUUCCGAUUGGAACUUGUGAUGAAAUUGAAAGUCUAAUGGCUAACUUCUGGUGGAAGACUAAAUCAAGUAAAGGCCGCGGUAUUACUUGGAUGACUUGGGAUCAGCUUGCUUCUUCUAAAGAAGAUGGUGGCAUGGGAUUUAGGCAUUUGCAUGAUUUUAAUCUUGAUAUGCUUGCAAAGCAAGGAUGGAGGUUGUUGUGUAACCCAAACUCUUUGGUAGGACGGGUGUUCAAGGCGAAAUACUUUCCUAAUUCAGAUUUCCUUUCAGCUGAUAUUGGGAAUAAUCCUAGUUUUGUUUGGCGAAGCGUUUGGGGUGCACAAGAUUUGGUUCGUUCAGGUGCUUCCCGGGUUAUUGGUGACGGAGCUAAUACUAAAAUUAUUGGUCACCCUUGGCUGCCCCAACCAAGUAACAGAUUUGUAAGUUCUACUCAUCCAUCUCUCCAAAAUAACACUGUUGAUUCACUCUUUCAAGUUGGAAUCCGUAGAUGGGAUAGUGAAGUUAUCCAUGAUUUGUUCUUUCCUAAUGAAACUGAUUUGAUAUUGGGAAUGCCUCUUUAUGAUACUGAUACAUCCGAUUGCUGGUCCUGGGCUGAAAACCGAAAUGGUUUUUUCACUGUUCGCAGUGCCUAUUUACUGCUACAGCAGCAGCGUGCCAGAUCUCACGACUCCAACAACUCUGGUUUUUGGAGAAAAUUAUGGCAUCUGAAAAUCCCUCCAAAGGUCAUCAAUUUUCUAUGGCGUGCUAUCACUGGUUGCCUCCCUACUUGUCUUAAUCUUGUUGGCAAACAUGUUCCGAUUUCAGUUAAAUGUCCAGUGUGCUCAGCUUCUUUUGGUGCUUGGGUGGAUGCGUUAUUACAUAUUAGUGAUGCUGAUAUGAUAUGUCGUGCUACUGUUCUCUGUUGGGCGGUAUGGAAAGCUCGCAACCAAACUGUGUGGGAUAAAAGAAUUGCUACCGUGAAUGAUGUUAUAAUUUCUGCUUCAACUACUUUUGAUCAUUGGAAGAAAGCUCAGGAUAAAACAACCCUUUUAUCAUUAUUAAUUGAGAAUAAUAAAGAAGGGGCUGAGUAUUGGAUAAAACCCGAAGAAAAUCACAUCAAAAUAAAUGUUGAUGCAGCUCUUUUUCAUCAAGAAGGUUCUUAUGGCUAUGCGUUGGUUGCACGAGAUAGUUCAGCGAAUCUCAUCGAAGCUAAAACAUGUUUUCAAGGAGGUUAUUACACUGCUGAGAUUGUUGAGGCAUUGGGGAUCAAGGAAGCACUGAGUUGGAUAAAGAGAGAGAAUUGGACUAAUGUGCAAAUUGAAAGCGACAGCUUGCUCUCGGUACAGGCUAUUCGAAGUAACCAACACUUUUCUUCAAAUUUUGGCUUACUUAUUCAGGAUUGCCAACUUUUAUUGUCUUCUUUACAAUCUGUGAAUUUAUGUUUUGUUAGACGAUCAGCAAAUGGUGUCGCUCAUGCUAUUGCAAGUCACUCACGAUUUCUUUCUGGUUGUAGCAUUUUUGAGCAUAAAGCUUGGGCUGAUUUAAAAGUCCUUUUGUACUCAGAAUGCUAA